UGUGGUAGUAUAAGUUUAUAAAAGCUGGUUCGUGCGAGUUUCACGUGUAGUGUUGAGUGUAUGUGUAGUGCGAUGGAGCGUAUCGGAGCUCUCUGCUUUGUGCUAACCUUCGUGUCGGUCUGCCAAUCGGCCCCACAAGAUGUUGUGAACGUGACUGCUGUGGAUGGGAGACUCGGUAUUGGAAAAAUAACUGGCGGCACAUUUGGGCCUGGAAGCUUUAGUAUUGGUGCAGAUGGUCGAGAGCUUUCAUCAACAUUUAUAACUGAAGAUGGAGUACCAGUGGUUACAAUCAAACCAAAACCGCAUCGUGACCGAAACCGAAAACCGUCUAAACAUAUGGAAGAUGACGCAGACGUUGAGUCAGGACAGGGAGGCAGGGGAGGUGCAGGCGGCAAAGGAGGUGGUCAAAUCACGAUAGGCAAAGUUAUUGCCAAAAAUAACAAUAACCAAGAGAAUAGAAGGGAAAACAACAACCAGGAACCUGGUACUUUAUUAGAAGCAAUAUCUUCUAGUAAUGGACCAAUAAACAUGUCUAUAGGUAAUCCAGCAAGUGUUGCAAGGAAGCCUAUAACUGGAGGUGGCUCGGAAGCAGGAGCACAGAGUAUAAACGAUCAAAAUGUAAGACCAGGAAAUAAUAAUUCUAAGAAGACUGUCAAUGAAUUUAAUAAUGAAGGUGCAGGAGAUGGGUCACAUGAUAACGGUAAUGAUAAUGGGCAUGAGUACACUGGAGGUCCUGACGAGCCUUGGGUGUGGUCAUAAAGAUAGGGACACAUCAUGUAGAAGGUCAAGUUGACUACAUUCCCUGAAGACUCUAUACCAUUAGGACUAUUGUUAAUCCGAGUCGAUGUAGUAUACAACGUAGUAAGAAAUACGAGAUUCCAAAUUGUUUCUAGCGUACACAGUAUUAUAUUUAUGAAAUUGUGGUUUAAAUAUCUGUAUUUUAAUUAUUAUAAUAAAUGUUUAUUUUCAUUGUAAUUUUAUUUAAAAAUAAGUUUAUUUGCAACGAAUUGUACCUACAUUAUAUUAUUAUAACAACCUAUGCGUCCCUUAUUUUGGUCCCCUCAUAGACGUUUACAAAAUAUAUUUCUUAAAACAA
Spodoptera frugiperda (fall armyworm) is the source of this 1096-nucleotide messenger RNA. RefSeq lists its product as uncharacterized. The transcript is spliced from 3 exons. NCBI's taxonomy places the organism in Eukaryota, Metazoa, Arthropoda, Insecta, Lepidoptera, Noctuidae. The record is from RefSeq and is a predicted model, not a curated record. The coding region runs from base 61 to 759 and encodes 232 amino acids.